AUGGAGAACGCUAUCGCGAUGCAUUCAUCUCUGGAUAUCAGAUUAACACACAUACAUGACGACGACUCAAGACAAGAACGCCUUAUCAUCGGAGGCUCCACUUGCCCCGUCACCGUUGAACGCAAUGUUCCUCCGACCUCGACACCACACUUCCAAAGCCUUAUCUUUGAGAUUGGGUCUUUUUUCAUCAAAUAUGCAGACUUAGCUAGAGGGUUGAUUGCUCCCGAUAUGGACCAUCCCCAAGGAAUAAUAGGGCACCCUCAAUAUGGCAUGAGUGUCCUCCAUCAACAUGCUUCCUUCUUUGAUCAAGAUGACAAUGAAAUAGUCAUCUUUCGAUGCCAGGGCUUGCGUUGUCUAACAAUGACAUCAAGCUCAAUUACGAGAAAUGUAUUUCUCGCAUUUGAUUUGCGUCAACUAGGUUUCAAUAUUAUUGUAUCUCUUGUAAUGUCUAUGUUUAUAAACGGAGCUAUGAGUUAUCAUUCUCUUCCUGUGACCAACAUCCAUAAAGCCAAACAUGGAAGUGAUUCUGGAACUAAUGAUACAGAUGGAAGGUACACGCCGGUGAACUUUGAGAACAUGUUUAGCAAGUAUGCACUCACUAUACCUGAUAGGCUCACUUUUGGGGAGAUGUGGGCGAUGACUGCAGCAAAUCGAGUAGCAUUGGACUUCUUUGGAUGGUUUGCGGCUAAGGUGGAGUGGAUAAUGUUGUAUGUUCUAGCUCGGGAUAGUGAAGGAAUGUUGUCUAAAAAGGCAGUAAGGUGUUUUGAUGGGAGUUUGUUUGAUUACAUUGCAAAGAUGCAGAUGAGUGAAGGGAAGAUGUACUAA
Impatiens glandulifera is the source of this 825-nucleotide messenger RNA. RefSeq names its product peroxygenase-like. The record is from RefSeq and is a predicted model, not a curated record. Gene Ontology annotation, molecular function: monooxygenase activity; calcium ion binding. NCBI's taxonomy places the organism in Eukaryota, Viridiplantae, Streptophyta, Magnoliopsida, Ericales, Balsaminaceae. The coding region runs from base 1 to 825 and encodes 274 amino acids. The transcript is spliced from 5 exons.